Molecule: messenger RNA, 816 nt
Organism: Leptosia nina
Lineage: Eukaryota; Metazoa; Arthropoda; Insecta; Lepidoptera; Pieridae
Source: the annotation of a GenBank genome assembly
AUGGUUGUUUCUCCGCAAAGCCCUGCCAGCGAAACGCAAAGUGUGAAAUCAAAGAACCUUAAUAUGGCGAACAAGCCAUCUCAAUCUGUCGCUGAUACAAGGGCAGAGUUGGCCGAAUUAGUCAAACGGAAAGCUGAAGUAGCUGAAACCCUCGCCAAUUUAGAGCGGCAGAUUUAUGCAUUUGAAGGUUCAUAUUUAGAAGAUACACAGCUUUAUGGAAAUAUUAUAAGAGGAUGGGACAGGUACCUGACAACAAAUAAAAACACAAAUUCUAAAGCUGACAAGAGAAACAGAAAAUUCAAAGAAGCUGAGAGAUUGUUUUCCAAAUCAUCAAUUACUUCUAUGGCUGCAGUUAGUGGAUUGGUGGAUGCAGCAGAGACUAAAAACGAAAGAAAUAGUGAGACUGAAUCACAAACGAAUGAAGAUUCCUCAGAUACCCAAAUGAGCACAGGAUUGAGUGUUGGUACUCUUAAUCACACAACUAUACAUGGCUCCACAGAAAGCUUAGCUUCAAAACCAUCUGGGAAGCAACAAACCAAUGGAAGUAUUGAUAAAGUAACAUCUUCUCUAAUGAAGCAAAAUACAUCAAAAUUGGUUACAAGUGGUCUAUUGCAGAAAUCAUUUACAAGUGACAAUAAAAUCCUGUCUGGUGUGGGAUUGGAUAGCAGACCAGGGACACCCAAAGAGAAAGAUAUAGCCCUCGGUCUUCUCAGCAAAGGUGACCUAACACCGAACUCCCUUAAACAUAAACUGUCUAACAGCAGCAGUAAUAGUAAUGUUAAGAAGAAUAACAACAAAAAGGCAAGAUACAGAUAA